Molecule: messenger RNA, 1299 nt
Organism: Ilex paraguariensis (yerba mate)
Lineage: Eukaryota; Viridiplantae; Streptophyta; Magnoliopsida; Aquifoliales; Aquifoliaceae
Source: the annotation of a GenBank genome assembly
AUGGUGACCGUGGAGGAGAUCCGGCGGGCACAACGAGCCGAUGGCCCAGCAACGAUCAUGGCCAUCGGGACAGCCACGCCACCAAACUGUGUCGACCAGAGCACGUACCCGGAUUACUAUUUUCGGAUAACAAAGAGUGAGCAUAUGACAGAACUCAAAGAAAAAUUCAAGCGCAUGUGUGACAAAUCCAUGAUCAGGAAACGUUACAUGCACUUGACAGAAGAAAUCCUGAAAGAAACCCCCAAUGUGUGUGCAUACAUGGCACCUUCACUGGAUGCUAGGCAGGACAUAGUGGUGGUUGAAGUCCCAAAACUAGGCAAAGAAGCAGCCCAAAAGGCAAUCAAAGAAUGGGGCCAGCCCAAGUCCAAUAUUACCCACCUAGUCUUUUGCACCACCAGUGGUGUAGACAUGCCUGGUGCAGACUACCAGCUCACCAAGCUCCUCGGCCUCCGUCCCUCGGUCAAGCGCCUCAUGAUGUACCAGCAGGGUUGCUUCGCCGGUGGCACAGUCCUCCGCCUCGCUAAAGACUUGGCAGAGAACAACCGAGGUGCUCGGGUACUCGUGGUUUGCUCGGAGAUCACUGCAGUUACAUUUCGCGGGCCUAGUGAGUCUCAUUUGGAUAGUCUUGUUGGCCAAGCACUUUUUGGUGAUGGGGCAGCCGCGAUUAUAAUUGGGUCGGACCCAGUGAUCGGAGUUGAGAAGCCAUUGUUCGAGCUCGUCUCGGCUUCCCAAACUAUUCUCCCUGACAGUGAUAGUGCCAUUGAUGGACACCUCCGCGAGGCUGGGCUAACAUUCCACCUACUAAAAGAUGUGCCUGGGCUCAUCUCCAAGAACAUUGAGAAAAGCCUGGUGGAGGCAUUUAGGCCCUUGGGCAUAUCUGAUUGGAACUCAAUUUUUUGGAUCGCUCACCCUGGUGGGCCUGCAAUUCUAGACCAAGUGGAAUUGAAGUUGGGCCUCGAGCCCGAUAAACUACGAACCACAAGGCAUGUGCUAGGUGAGUAUGGGAACAUGUCAAGUGCAUGUGUGCUGUUUAUACUAGAUGAAAUGAGGAAGUCGUCGGUCAAGGAAGGGCUCGACACCACCGGGGAGGGGCUCGAGUGGGGCGUGCUCUUUGGGUUGGACCAGGGCUCACCGUUGAGACGGUGGUGCUUCACAGUGUGUUCAUUUGACCGGGCCAACGUUUCUCAACUUCCAUUUGUGGCUUGGUUGUGUAUUUACUUUGUGUGUGUUUCCUUGGUGUUGAAUGAAUUUUCACAGGACCUACAAUAGUGAUGUUGCAAUGAAAAGAAUUACUUUCGG